AUGCCGCAGGACAAACGACUGAUUGUGACCAAGGCCGUUGUGCACAAGCUGCAGCGGCUAUGCGGGGGCGAGGCGGCCGCUGCAGAGAGCGGCAUCUACAUUGAGUUCAUCGUGCCGACGGUCGUCGUGGCGCAGUGCCCGGAUCUCCUCGGCACCCACAUCUUUCAGCUGCCGAAGCGCACGUACCCCAUGAACGGCCGCACGACGUGCCUCAUCGUUCCCCGCCUCAUCUCCGGCGACGCCAUGAAGAUCAACAAGCGGCACGGGUAUUACGACGCCGUUGUGACGGCGGAGGCUAUCUGCAAGCGCGACGACACAGAGGCCGCACGGCGAGCGGCGCAGGUUGCCAAGACGUUCUCCCACUUCGUGGUGGACGCUCGCAUCGUGUCGAAGCUGCCGCAGUGUAUUCUCGCCGCAGCCGCAGCUGCAAGGCCAGUCCCCUCGCCCUCCCCUGGGCCAGCGUCCGCGCAGGGCGACCGGAAAGGUUCCGCGUCGCGCAAAGCCGCACUCAAAAGCAACGGGGCGAAGUCCGGAGAUGCGGCAGCCGCCUCUGCCACCACCACUCCUGCUGCUGCGCAAGGGUUGUCGGUGAUAAAGGCGUCGCGGCAUUGCAUCACCGCCCUGCACGGACUCGACGACCGCACAAGCCUCACAUUCCGACUCUCGCAGGGUGCAACGGGUGGCGUGUUGCGUGCGAGACAGCAGGGACAGCUGAUGUUCCGUGUUGGUCACGGUGGAAUGACGGCUGGAGACGUGUGCGAGAAUGCGAAGAAUUUCGUUUUUGCGCUUAAGAAGGACUUUCCAACAGUAUGGAAGUACAUCCACGAGUUCAAGAUGACGUCGGACGCGACGGAGCCGAUCCGUUUCAUGGAGGUGCACAUACAGAAGUAA
Molecule: messenger RNA, 891 nt
Organism: Trypanosoma grayi
Lineage: Eukaryota; Euglenozoa; Kinetoplastea; Trypanosomatida; Trypanosomatidae
Exons: 1
Coding region: 1-891 (296 amino acids)
Source: RefSeq, a predicted model, not a curated record